Penicillium griseofulvum is the source of this 1122-nucleotide messenger RNA. Its product is annotated as fungal specific transcription factor domain-containing protein. The coding region runs from base 1 to 1122 and encodes 373 amino acids. The record is from RefSeq and is a predicted model, not a curated record. Lineage: Eukaryota; Fungi; Ascomycota; Eurotiomycetes; Eurotiales; Aspergillaceae. Gene Ontology annotation, molecular function: DNA-binding transcription factor activity, RNA polymerase II-specific; RNA polymerase II cis-regulatory region sequence-specific DNA binding; zinc ion binding. Gene Ontology annotation, biological process: positive regulation of transcription from RNA polymerase II promoter by galactose; DNA-templated transcription. Gene Ontology annotation, cellular component: nucleus. The transcript is spliced from 4 exons.
AUGCUCCGUAACCUGCAAGGGGAACGAGUGUACGUCGGGAAAGCUGCCUCUCUGUCAUUUCUACAAUUGCUUCGGGAUACAGUGACCCAACAUAUCGGGCCCUCACAGUUCUCCCAUAAUGGUGGGAAUGAGGAUAUGCUAGAGGAAGAAGCUCAUCAUGAUCCAUUGAAUUUCUCCGAAGAAUAUUGCAAUGUUGAUGAAAAGAGCCAAUUCAUCCAAAGUUAUCACGUAGCGACAAGCGGAUUUUUCAAUUUGAGCUUUAGUAACGACAUUUCAUCUUCAUUGAUUGGCCCAGCAGAGCCCAAAACCGACCGGGAAAAGACUAGGGCGGCCAUCAUAGACCUUAUGGUUGCUAUUGGAGCACAAUCCUGCCUAAAAGACCCAACGAACCUUCAGGUGGAGCGGUUCUACUUUGCUCGUGGCCAGCGUAUGGCGUUCGCCAACAUGUUGGAAGAUCCCAGCAUGGAUUUAAUGCGAGUAUUUCUGCUCAUGUCCUUCUAUAUGCUGGGCGCAUGCCGUCGAAACACAGCAUUCAUGUAUCUGGGAGUGGCUUCACGAGCGGCAGUGGCGCUGGGCUUUCAUGCAGACUCUCCAGGGUCAAUAAGCCCCAACGAAAGUGGUGGGAGCAAUGAUCGAGCUUUUAUCUUUGCCGCAGCCCUUGUUCUCGGAUUCUCUAUGUUCUCCCACCGUGACGUGGAUUCUGAGAUCGAUGAUGUAUUCCGUGGUGCUCUGACCAUCUUACGCAUGCUGGCAUCGCAGUCCGCCCAGGCAGCUCACUACCUAGAGAUAAUAACAAUGCUACAGGCAGCUAUAAAUGAACAACGCCAGCGACUUGCAGCGCAAGCUCGCCAGCGGCGGAGUCAAUAUGUCAGUCGGAUAUUUAGUUUGAACGAUACCCCAGCAACACCACACACACAAACUGAGGGAGACGACGAAGAAGUGAGAACUGCGACCACAACUCGACCGCAGAGUCUCACAUCAUACCCGUUGUUGCAUUCGGACGAUGGCGCCGCUGCGACUGUGACACCCUCCAUGAUGGAUGGAACUUUGUUUGACUGGGAGGGCAUGGAUUUACCGUUAUGGGAUAGUUUCCCAUUUCUUGCCGAAUCGACUACAAUAUGA